GUGACCGCCAUCUUGAUCAUAGUCAUGCUCCUCGGCGUCAUUGUGGUUCUUCUAGUUAACCGCGGUCGUGCCAACGCGGGAGCUUUGGUGGCGGGCGCCGACGUCAAUGACGAUCCAUGCGGUACCACCAGCCGACCAGCACGUUUCGUGCACACGACAUCGGGCAGAAGGAAGCCCCGCACUAAGCGCGUGUCGCGCACGUCGGUCCGCGCCACCCCCUGGUGCGACGAAGUCCAACGCCGCUCGACCCUCCGGAGGCGCUGCCGCACCAGGCCCGGACGCAGCACGCAACCGAUGACGACCCCUACUCAUUCUGUGACUUCGUCUGCGGCUGCGAUGACGACGACUGCGACGGCAGAACCGAGUUCCGAGAAGAGCAAGCGCCCAGAACCAGUGAUGCCCCGGACGAGGCCCACACGGCAUGCUUCCAACGUGACUGGCGGUGGAAGAAGCACCAGCCACGCUACUACCACGACUAGGAUGCCCCUGGUGUGCACCGUGGGCAGCAAGGGCGCCGCGUUCAGCAUGUUCCCUCCUGCGGGGAUGUGCAGCCACGUGUUCUUCACGCACGUCCUGGUCUCGGAUGGUGCCCUGCACGCCUCGGGCGACGGUGGCGCCUGGGAAGACUUUGUACGCACCAUGCAGGCGGAGGAGUUCGCGGACUACCCGGCUGGCAUCUCCUUCGACAUGCGGUACUCCAUGACGUCGACCUUCAUGGACAAUCCUAUGAUACGCAAGGAACUCAAAGAGCUGGCCACUGGCACCAACAUCAAACACUACGGCAUCCUUAAUGUCGUUACACGUGCCGCCCAACUGACCUACCUGGUGGCAGCGGCAGGAACUCUAAUUACGAAACUGAGGCAGCUGCAGGAAGGAGACCGGAGCCGGCACAUCGUGGUGGCAGCGGGCCUAUAUACCUACAAUGAGCUUUCUGCCUGGACCACCUAUCAGGCCCAGUUCCACGUGCUUGCCGGGCUUGACGUAGACAUCCUGAUAAGCAUAAGCAGCGUGGGCACUAUGGAAUCGGACAAGAUCUGCUUUGCGGCGCCACCGACCGUAUGGAACUCGACAAACGCUGUCUUCCUCGGCUUCGAGAAACACUCCACGCUGCUGCUCGCUUCGGAGUCCUACCUACGCAAGGAGCUCUACGUGGGCCUCUCGUUUGAGAUGGGAGUCACCAUGUACCAGCUCAAGAAUGUAUCUACGCUCCCAGAGAAGGCGCUGUACGCACCAUGCACUGACUUCACUCUCGUUGGGUACGAGCAGGUGUGUGACCCACACGUGAAGCUCACGAGAAUGGACGACCUUCCCGUGGAAUUCGGAGCCACUUCAACCUCCGUCUUCUUCUACGAUAGCUGGGAGACAAUGAAGAGAAAGGUGGACCGAGUGCUGAGUCUCCCCGUGCGCAACAAGAUUGCUUGGCUCCUGUUCGACACGCACCUCUCUGACGUCACUUGGGAAUGCAGCGCAAGCUGGGAACGCGAGCAGAAGCUACAAGAGUACCUGGCCACGUUUGCCUGAUGCCACUGUGGCAAUCCAUGCUGCACAAGUGCACGCACAACCUUGCGUAAAUAACAAAGGAAACCAAUUUCGUAGCAACUGCCUGAUUCUACUGCGAUUACAAGCAUCACUGCAGCUGACGUUUCAAAAAGACAGAUGAUGCAUCAUUCACAGCAGCGUUGUUGCUUACAUUGCUAUUCAGAAUGCAAGGGCAGCAUUUAAGCAGCAUUUUUUUACAGUAGUGGGGAAUACUCCUUGGA
Messenger RNA from Dermacentor andersoni, 1760 nucleotides. The record is from RefSeq and is a predicted model, not a curated record. Lineage: Eukaryota; Metazoa; Arthropoda; Arachnida; Ixodida; Ixodidae.